AUGUCUAUGAUGCCUAUUUUGUCGAACCUGACACUAUUACGCUGGUACGAAAAAAAUUCCGAGCUGUGGAAGAUAAAAUCUGGUGGCCACGACCGAACUACAGUAAUCCAGAAAAAUUUCAUUUUCAGACUCGUUUGGAGGUUUUCAACACAAAAAUGGUCGAAAAGCAUUUUAGGUUACGGUAGUUGUCGUUCUAGAACCAUUUAUCCUUUUCUUGAAUGUAUCAUGAGACUGGCAGGAGGUUUGCUGGCUUUAACUAUAAUCUUAACUUCUGAAUUUAUUCUCAUGGCGGAGAGCUGCUUGGCAACUUCGUCUGCACGCGGUCCUUUCGUGACCAGCACUUCAACAACGACGUCUUCUACUACUUCUAGUACUUCUACAACUACAUCUACAACAACAACGACUCCAACUACCACUACUACGCCAACUACUACCACGACUCCAACCACGACUACAACUACAACUCCAACGACAACAACUAGCACAACGUCUACAACUACAACCACUACACCGAGUACGACGACCACUACGACUCCAACAACUACAACAACAACAACAACACCAACUACGACGACAACCACGACACCGACAACCACGACCACUACUACUACAACCACUACAACAACCCCAACUACCACGACGACUCCAACUACAACCACGACUACAACUCCAACAACCACGACGACAACAACACCAACGACGACAACGACUACAACAACAACUACUACUACAACACCGACAACCACUACUACGCCCACCACUACGACCACUACCACACCAACAACAACGACUACUCCCACUACUACAACGACACUCAAUCUUCGGACGUGUCCUACCGAUGGUUUGACGCUCAGCUCUGGUGGCAGCGGAGUGAUGAUACCAGUAACAUCUUCAGGGUUAACUAUCACCCCAAUAGCUAACACUAUGGACACAAUUUCUACAAUGACAGUAUCUUGUACUGCUAGCAACGGGUUGGUUGCCUUCAUGAUAUUCGACCCGAGUGGUAAUCCGGUUGAAAACCAAAACAAUAACGGGAAUCCACAAACCGUGGCUAUUACUGUUUCUUGUACUAGUGUGGAGGAGAUAUGGAACUAUGUUGUUGUAUUCAAUGGAAUACUUUAUGAGAUACCGAUAACAGGAUCCGGUAAAACACAUUUACACGCUUCCAAGUGUGACAUCAGAUCGUCAAGAGCUUUACUUUAUUCAAUGGUGUUUUCCUUUUUUGAUCUUAUUCUUAUGGUGGAGGCAUGCAUGGCAUCGUCUCCUAUCUCGGGGCCGGUUGUAACUCCAACGACCACAACAAACGCAGAUACUUCAACCAUUACUUCCUCUACUACCUCCACGACUACAACCACGACUACCACUACCACACCACCUCAUGUAGUCUUGAGUAAUUUUUACACUGCGCGCCAUAAUUAUAGAGCCACUUCAAUUUUUGUAAUUUUUCUGAUAUCCAUGAAAGUUCCAGAAUCCUUUCCAAUGUCUACCAAAGCGCAUAAAGAACUGAUCAAAAGGUGCAAACGUUUAUCAUAUGAGUUUAUUGAAGCUAACUUAAGUUGGCAAGUUUUUAUCAUGACUCCAUCCAAAAAAGUUAUUUUGCUCCGACGGGUCGCGAAUGUUAACUCAGAACUCUCAUCUGCAGUUUUGCGCUUCUUCGUUUCCAGAGGAUUCAUUUUCUCGUUUUUAUUGCAAAUAUUUUUUGGCGACGGUAGUUACGACAAAAAGCAGUGA
Molecule: messenger RNA, 1731 nt
Organism: Caenorhabditis briggsae
Lineage: Eukaryota; Metazoa; Nematoda; Chromadorea; Rhabditida; Rhabditidae
Exons: 9
Coding region: 1-1731 (576 amino acids)
Source: RefSeq, a predicted model, not a curated record